Molecule: messenger RNA, 3102 nt
Organism: Closterium sp. Yama58-4
Lineage: Eukaryota; Viridiplantae; Streptophyta; Zygnematophyceae; Desmidiales; Closteriaceae
Source: the annotation of a GenBank genome assembly
AUGUUCUCCACCGUCGGCGUCAGCCGCUCCGUCGUCGGCGUCAGCAGUCUCUGGCGAUCUCCUCACCACCUCUCCAUUCCUCGCUCCCCCUCGCGGCGCUGCGCGUGUCUCUUUCCAUGCGUCUCUCAAGCUAACCUUAACGCCCCACGCUACCAGAGUAGUAGUCGAAUCAAACUGCAUUUUCCAAUUUCCCUCCCCGUCCUCCCCUUUUCUCGUCCGACGGACCCUACUAAAGUCGUACCGAGUCCAAGUUCCUCCCCCUUCACUUCCCCCAAUCACCCCCCUUUCCCCAAUCCCCACCUCCCCACCUACACCCCCCUUCCCCCCUCCCUCCCUUCCCCACCUUGCCCCCCCCUCCCCCUUCCCCCCGGCGCCACAGACUGCUCAUUUGCGGACUCCCUUUCCGACUUCGUGCUCUCCGGCGAUGCGCUCACCGCGACAUACAAGGGUUGCCCCGCCGUCACCCUCACCUCCGACGCCGCCCUGCUGGCGGGCGGCGCGCUCAACCCCUCCGCCAUUGCCCUCACUGACCGCACCUCCUCCGCCGACGGCUGCGCGCCGCUGGAGUUCUCCGCGUCGUUCGCGUUCGCGGUGGCGUCCGCGAAGAACGGCGCGUCGAAGGCGGGGCAAGGGCUGACGUUCUUCGUGACGGCGGAUGCGGCGUGGGAGGCGGGCAGCGACAGCGGGUUCCUUGGAUGGGGCGAGACGGGCGACUCGCCGAGCUUCGCGGUGGAGUUUGACACGUUUAAGGACCCAUGGGACAAGGCCACGCCGCAUAUCGGAUUCAACCUAAACGCGUCCGUCAAAUCAGUGACCGCCAGCAAGGCAGCCAUCCCCGCGCUCAAAGACGCGAAAGUCAAAUACGUCUGGAUCGACUACAACCCGGACACGAAGCAACUCUCCGUUUUCCUCAACACGGCCAAGAGUCGCCCCGCCAAGAACACCUUCGUUACAAGCUUUGACCCGUGCACGCUUUUUCCGGCUUCGCAAAACAGUGACACGCCGUUGUACAUGGGGUUCAGCGCGAGCACGGGCGCAAAGUACUACUCCGCGCACACACUCCUCGGCUUCGACGUCACCGCCUCCGCCGCCCCGGCGCAGACGGGGGGCGGAGAGGGCGGAGCGGGCGGCGAGGGCGGAAGCGGGGGAGCUGGGUCCGGUGAUGCUAGCGGCGGUGGAGAUGGCGGUGACGUUAAUGGUGGCGGGAAUGUUACUGGGGGGGCAGGAGGGGGAGGGGGAGCGGCGACCGUCGAUCCAACAACCCCGCCGAGCUACUUCCCCACGCGCGUCGGCGAUCGCUCCCUGGGAGGGCUGCCCAUCCCGCGCAACAACUCGCGGCCGAAGCAGAAUCGGUGGUUUCACUACGCGUCCGUGUCGCUGAAAAUCGAGAGCAGCAACAACACCGCCAAAUGGGCGCUGCGCGAGCACAAUCAUGUCGACUGGCGCGCCAACCUGUCGGUCGUUGUGGAUCAGGACUCGCCCAGCCUCUGCAGUUCCUGCUGGGCGUUCGCAGCAGCGUCGGCGAUAGACGGCGCGUUGCUGGGUUACCGCAUCCAGCCGCCGCAGCGCGUGUCGGUGCAGCAGAUGCUGACGUGCGGCACAGACGACUGCAACGGCGGGUUCACGACGGACGCGUUUGAAUACGCCAUCGCGAACCCGCUCGUGUCCAAAGCGGUGUACCCUUACAUGGCGAAUGACAGCACCGUUUGUAACAAGAGCAUUAUCCAGGCGAAUCCAGGAGUGGCGAUGGUGCGGUUCUACGAGCGGGCAAGUCUGCUGGGGCCAAUAGGGCUCAUGCUGGCGCUGCAGUUCCAGCCUGUUGUCGUGCACGUGGAGGCAGACCAAGACUGCUUCCUUAGUUACAACGGGACGAGCAUACUGGAGGAUAAGACGUGCUUUGCCAACCGCAUGGUGAACCACGUGGUGGUGCUGGUGGGGUAUCAUCUGGAGGGGCCGGGGCAGCCGGGCAGCUACUUCAUUCUGCGCAACAGCUGGGGCACCACGUGGGGUGACAACGGCCACAUGAGGAUCGGCUUCGACCGCUCGCCCUUUGGCUACUGCGGCAUGUGGAGCGAACCGGGUUACUACCCCAUGCUGCCUGCUGUCCCCGGCAAGUGGUGCCUCGGCGCCCCCUGCGGCGCAGGCAAGUGCUCGGACCCGCCGCUGCCGCCCAAGCCAGGGGAGAAGCCGAAGCAGUACUACAGCUGCGACUGCACCAACGAGGACUUUCUCAUUCCGGCCGUUAAUGUUGACGGCACCGACACCUGCAUCGUCAAGACGGUGUGCAUGCUGCAGCUGCAGAACCCCUGUGGCGCCGGCACGUGUGUGGACGAUGGCGUGGGUGGCUACAACUGCAAGUGCCCUGCCAACUACACCUCCACCGCUCGCCCUGACGGCUCUGCCACCUGCAUUCCCCCGCCCAUCGCAUCAACCACAUACACCAUCCAGGAGGGAGACACAUGCGACACCAUAUGUGCAGCCAACAACAUCACCACCACUGACUUCCAAUCCAUGAAUCCGGCCAUCGACUGCAGCAGCAACCUGACAGCAGGAAUGACAGUCAAUGUGACAUCAGCAUCGGCUGUUAAGAUGUGUAUCAACUAUUACACCACGCAGCCGAACGACACGUGUGAAUCAAUUGCUACCAAGUUCAACCUCACCAGUCUCACCUCCAUCAACCCCACCCUCGACUGCGACAACAUCACCGCCACCCAACUGUGCGUGGAGAUGGGCCAGGCCCUCCCCCCGGCCUCCGUAUCAACGGUGUGUACAGAGUAUUACACGCUCAGCGCCACCGACACCUGUGCGAGCGUGCAGAGCGCGUACGGGCUCACCGCCACGGAGCUGUACCGGCUGAACCCGGGACUCAACUGCAACAACCUCAUUGACGACUCCGACUCCUCCCUCUGCGUGGCACAAGCCAAGUUCGGCGCCUCCUCAUGCAGCAAGCGCUACACGGUCAAGUCGGGAGACACGUGUGCGGCCAUAAUCUACAAGUACUUCCGCGGGAAGACAUCGUACGUCAGCAAGCUCAACAACGGCUUUGUCUGCACCUCCUCCUCGCUCUACGUCGGCCUCUCCCUCUGCGUCUACAACCUCUGA